AGACUUGUGGAGAAAAGAGUUAAAGAUCUAAGCAAAAAUGGUGGAGAAGAUACUAUCGAUGAAUUUUUGCUAAAAAACAAAUCUUUGAUAUUAGAACAAAAAAUUGGGAAAGAACAAGCAGGAUGUGAUUUUUCCACAGUCCGGACAAACGAAUCUAGAUUACUGGGACCUUUGCAUGUUUUGUUCAAUUCUGGAAGAAACGUGUGAUCUGACACAUAUUACGAAGAUGUAUAUCAAGAAGCUUUUAAAGAUCAGAAACAAACUUUGUCAUUUAAAUGACCCAACGUUAGAAACGAGAAAAUUCGACGAGUAUACUGAACACAUGAAAUGCUGCUUUGAACACUGUUUAAAAGAGAUCAAUGAUGACAAGUUUACUGAGGAAAUGAAUGCACUUGUUCAGUCAUUAGCCACUGGUCCUUUGUCAAUAGAUGAUACGCUUAAAGCUGUUCAUAAGCUUUACCAUCUAGAAUGGACAUAUAGAGAAGAAUUGGAAAAAAUUGGGAAUGGCCAAGACUCGACAAAUGGAAAGAUUGACACACUUAUUGAAGAGGUUGGAAGACUUAAUUCUCGUUUGUCAUCUGACGCUUCUGCAGGCAUUCCGG
Ruditapes philippinarum (Manila clam) is the source of this 602-nucleotide messenger RNA. RefSeq lists its product as uncharacterized. NCBI's taxonomy places the organism in Eukaryota, Metazoa, Mollusca, Bivalvia, Venerida, Veneridae. The annotation marks the transcript as partial. The record is from RefSeq and is a predicted model, not a curated record. The transcript has 2 exons.